This is a messenger RNA of Myxocyprinus asiaticus (Chinese sucker), 5748 nucleotides long. RefSeq names its product ADP-ribosylation factor-like protein 13B. Bases 994 to 2259 code for a protein of 421 amino acids. The transcript has 10 exons. NCBI's taxonomy places the organism in Eukaryota, Metazoa, Chordata, Actinopteri, Cypriniformes, Catostomidae. The record is from RefSeq and is a predicted model, not a curated record. Gene Ontology annotation, biological process: non-motile cilium assembly; receptor localization to non-motile cilium. Gene Ontology annotation, cellular component: ciliary membrane; non-motile cilium; motile cilium. Gene Ontology annotation, molecular function: GTPase activity; GTP binding.
UUUUUACCCCCCAUUGCAAUAUUUAGUCAUUUAAUUUACGACUCCGUCCACUGGAGGCGCUGUUAAUACAUUUUUUUGUAGUGUUGCUCGGUUACGGAGCAGGUUUUGCACUGAUUUUUACCCCCUGUUCGCUUUCAGUACACUUUCGCAACUUGUUGCUUAUUGACAAUUAAGAGUUUCCGUGUAAGCUGUUUCAACCAAGAUCUCAGACUCCAAAUAUAUGCCACAAAUUUAAAAACAAAGGUCAUUUCUUGCGUCGUGAGUGCAAACACCUGGCAACCACAACCUUCGACGCAAUCAUAGCUGCAGCCAUAGCAGCCAGAUUCAACUGGGUAAACAAGGCGGACCGCUAGCGAGCUAACAGUUAGCAAAACACCACGUCUGCAAAAACGGAUUGAAAUUAUACCGCAUUGCUAAUGAUCUAUCAAACUCUCUCUUUGAUUAUAUAAUAUGCUUAUGUAAUAAUGUUCAUCUGUCGUAAACAGCGGCUAACUCGUUAACCAGUCAGGCUUUAGUGAGGCUGCUUUGAUUGGCAUUGGGAGCGAGGUUAAAAUUAGUUCAAAUGACAAGCUAUCGUUUUGUUUCACUGUUGUUGAAAAUUGUUUGUUCGGUCUGUUUUCAAACUCUGAGUCCAUUUUAAUAGGUGUUUAUUUGUAUUACACGUUAAGUCAGCUUCCAUUUGGCUAACCAGUUUCUCGAGAGAUGAGGUGUUACCGAGCCGAUGAAAUUCCACUUUAUGUAGCGUUUUAAGAAGUGACAGUUCGAUAAUGCGACGAUUGAUGGUAAAUGGCAAUCUCUAGAUUAGCUCUCAUUUCCCUCUAGUUGUACCAAACAAAAUGCCUGCACUUAAAUCUUUACAAGUUGUUCAGGCAAGCAGAUAGAAGCUUGCUAGCAGAUAACGGUUUUAUAAGAAAACGGAAAAACUGCCAGUCAACGUACUAAUAGGCCAAAGCGGCUGUCAUGAGAUAAUUCUCGGCUCAAACGUUGGAUGAGAUGUUCAACCUGAUGGCGAACUGCUGUAACUGGUUGAAAAGAUGGAGAGAGCCUGCGAGGAAAGUGACUCUUGUAAUGGUUGGAUUGGACAAUGCAGGAAAAACAGCCACUGUCAGAGGUAUCCAGGGAGAAAGUCCUUCAGAUGUAGCACCUACUGUGGGCUUCUCAAAGGUGGACCUGAAGCAGGGGAAGUUUGAGGUCACAAUCUUCGAUCUAGGUGGUGGGAAGCGUAUUCGUGGCAUCUGGAAAAACUACUACUCAGAAUCUUAUGGAGUGGUGUUUGUUGUAGACUCCAGCGAUGUCCAGAGGAUCCAGGAGACCAGAGACACAAUGGCUGAGGUCCUCCGCCAUCCCCGUAUUGCAGGCAAACCUGUAUUAGUACUGGCUAAUAAACAGGAUCAAGAUGGGGCAUUGGCUGAGGCAGAUAUCAUCGAAAGCCUGUCAUUGGAGAAGCUUGUCAAUGAGAAUAAAUGCAUCUGUCAGAUUGAGCCCUGCUCUGCAUUGCUGGGUUAUGGAAAGAAGGUGGACAAAUCCAUCAAGAAUGGCCUUAAUUGGCUCCUGAGCAAUAUUGCAAAGGACUACGAGGCAAUUUCGGAGCGUGUGCAGAGAGAUACAGCAGAACAGAAAGCUCAGGAAGAGCAGGACAAGAAAGAAAGAGCAGAGAGAGUUCGACGAAUCAGAGAGGAGAGAGACGUGCAGGAGCGAGAGGGGAGGACGGUCAAAGAGGAGGAGCUAGAAGAGUUCAACAUGGCCAACCCAUUCCAGCCAAUAAACAAUGUUGUUACUGAGAAUGAAGACAGGCUGAAAAGGGAGGAAGACAUGCAGAGAGGAGUUGGUCAGCAGGGCAGUGCACGAGAACAGACAGCCCUCCAAGAUGAGGAGGAAGAGGAAGAAGAGGAGGAUGAAGAGAGUGAGAGACAGACCCCAGAGAGCACAGAAUCAGGAGCCGUGGACCAGGCCAAAAAGAAAACAAGGAAAUUACGACUGAAACGCAAGCACAGAGUUGAUCCUCUUAGGGUGGAUGAAGCAACACCCAAAAGCCCCCCUCCUCCUCCCUUGCCAGUUGGAUGGGCUACUCCUAAAGUUUCUAGGCUCCCCAAACUUGAGCCUCUUGGUGAUACAAGACCUUCUGCAAGUUUCAACCCCAUCCUUCCAGUUAAGUCAUCUGUCAUUGGGACAACAAAUAUCCAACAACUGUCCACCUUGAUAUUGUGCCUAACAAAUGCUACUAACAGUCAUCUUAACGCAUCAAUUCCUGUGCUCUGACUAAUGUUUAUUAUUUGUUUUCCUUGUACUCACGUCUGAACAUUUUGAAUGCUGCAUGUAUUGUUCUGUGUCACUUUGACCUGAGUUUAAUCGUGUAGUUUAUCCAUGUAGUCAAUGGAAAUGAUUUAACCCUUGUUUAUUGUUGCAGCUAUGGAAAAUUGGACAUUGCUGACCUAAAUGUGUCUUUUUUUCGUGACUCUGUUUCAUUGGCAGAUUUCUAUGGCAAACCCCUCCCACCUGUGUCAAUUAGACAGAGGCCAAACAGCGAUACUCAUGAUGUAAUUUCCUAACACCCUUCCCCUGCACUGGCUUGCAAUUCUUAAUGGUCCCAACCAAUCAAAGUCUUGUUUUGUUCUUAUCUUCAAGCACGGGCAUUGUAGCAAACAACGCAGAUGUAAUUGCCCAUAAGCGAGGAACUGAUACCCAGUCAGCAUACCCAGAUGGAUCACUUGACUUGAACAACCAAUGACUGAUGGUCAGCAGAAGCUGUGUUCCCUGGCCAGUGUUUAAGAAAAUGAGAUGGACAACCGCAAGCUCUAUGGAGCAGUGAUUGAUUGGUGGGACACAUGGUCCAUGGACAUUCUUUGUAUAGAAUGUUCAGGUAAUUUUCUUACAUGGAUAGCAUUUCACUAUUUCAGUUUAGACUUUUUUUUCUCUGGUAUUCUUUAGAGCCUUUUUGUCUUUUACAUUUUUACACAUCAGUAUUAACACAUUUAAAACUUAGACUUUCUUUUGUGGAAAAUACAUUCCAAAGCUAUUUUUUAAGAGCAAUUGAAAAAUAUGCAUUGUUUUAAAUUAAGUUGAAAUUGUACAAACAUGUCCUUCAUGGUUUUAUGGUUCACAUGCAUAUCUGUGCCCAAGCUUUAGCUGUUGUGCAUAUAUCUUGUGCAGUUGAUUGUGACACAACUUGCCUUGUAUAUCAGAUGGUCUUGUUUUUCCCCCGCAGCAUCUAUACAGUAGGUCUAUACACUACGCUGUAUGAGAUUCAUACCGUGCGUUCAGACCAGAGAGGCGAGAGCGUCAAAAUUCACUCUGGCUGCCCUGCCAACGCUAUCGAAGAUUCGUGGACGCUCUGACGUAGUUGAAAUAGGCAGCAACGUUCGUUCGGAAUGCUUGGUUUUGUGAACUAUAUUUAAGGGGCCGCAAAUCAUCCAGACAUGUCGACCGGUAUCUUUUUGCCGACCUAUCACAAGUAGCGUAUAUCCUCAUUAAAUCUUUUAAAUGUGAAAGUAAGAAAUCGAUCAAUGGCAGAAAGUAAUUAAAUAUAAAAAGACAAACGCUGAUGGUAUAAAUGUGUUACCGAUUGAUCAGGCAGUACAGUUUUGCAUGCUAUGGCGCCAAAGUUAGCAUGCAAUAUAUGAUAUAUAAUAUUAUAUAAACCAUAAUAUCCACUUCAUCAACUCGCCUGGCACACCAACAAUUUCAGACACCUUUGUCCACGCAUCGUUUUUUAAAAAAAUAUUUAUAUCCAUGUAAGCAAACGGACAGAUCGUAUAUUACGGGAAAACCCGCCAUGGCAAUAAUUAGUUCCUCCUCCAUUUUGUCUUCGGAACUAUUGUUUGGUGGGAACCAAAGUUUACACUGUUGUGUUCUCUAGACUUUGCUAGAGCCGAGCACUUCUCUAUUCCAAUAGGUUGCCGCCAAACCGCGUCAAAGCUCUUUACCAUAAUGUUGCCCGCACUUGAACUUUCCUCUGACGUCCACAACGCCCAAGACGCGCCGCUUCUCGCUGCUGAGAGACGCUGGCUGUCAUAGAAAAUGAAUGACGUCCGGUCGAUUUGACGCUCUCGACGCCUCUGGUCUGAAUGCACGAAUACUCUCAAAUAGCACCAGCAACUAAUCUUCACACUGCACUCUGAGUGAACUUUUGUAUAUGGGUCAUGAUGUGUAAUGUUUUGAAGAUAAUACAAACUCUUUAUUGAGCUGCACAAUUUGAACCAGCAUUUUAAUCUCUCAAAUAGUACAGUACAUUAUUCUUUAUUAGUGACAAAAAAAAAAAAAAUCAUAUUUAGAAAGAGGGUAAUUUCCUACCUUGCAGAUUUACAGAUGCUAUAGAAAUAGUUCUCACAAAAAUGAAAAUUCUCUCAUAAUUUACUCAUCCUCAUGCUAUCUCAGAUGUGUAUGACUUUCUUUCUUCAGCAGAACACAAAGAUUUUUAGAAGAAUAUAUCAGCUCUGUAGAUCCAUACAAUGCAAGUGGAUGGUGAUCAGCACUUUAACACUCCAAAAAACUAAAUUAAUGGUUAAAUUAAUGUCUUCUAAAACGAUAUGAUCACAUUGGGUGAGAAACAGAUAAAUAUUUAAGUCCUUUUCACUAAAAUUAUUUACUUCCGGUUGCUCUCCAAUACAUGUCCAUGAGGGGAAUCAGUUCAUGCUGCCUCUCGCGUGAUGUAAGCGCGUUGGCAUGUUCACACGAGAACUGAUGCAAUACAACCAGAAGUGCAACUUGGUUUAUUUAUGACAGCAUGCUGUUCAUAAGCUUAAUUGGUUUUGCUUUCAUUUGAACAUGCGAAUGUGCUUGCGUCACGCGAGAGGCCGGAGAGUGACCGGAAGUAACAAUUAUAGUGAAAAUGACUUCAAUAUUGAUCUGUUUCUCACCCAAAGAGAUCGUAUCGCUUUAGAACAGUGGUUCUCAACCAGGGGGCCAGGACCCACUAGGGGGCCUCACCACACUUCCAAGCGGGCCUCAAGUUGACUUAAAAUUAAUAAAAAAUAAGAAAUAUUAAAAUAAUUCAACUUAAUUAAAAUGCUAAAAAAAUACUUUAAGAUGUAUGCCAACAAAUUAUAAACAGACUCUUUCUGAAACUUCCACGAUUAAUUAUUUUAAUCAGACACGUCUAGUUUCAGGCGAGGGGGGCCUUCAAAUAUUGUCUUGGACAGUGGGGGGAGCCUUGGAGUCAAAAAGGUUGAGAACCACUGCUUUAGAAGACAUUAAUUUAACCACUGGAGUCUUAUGGAUUAAUUUUACUAUGACUAUCUGUGCUUUUUGGAGCUUUAAGUUGCUGAUCACCAUUCACUUGAAUUUUAUGGACCUACAGAGCUGAGAUAUUCUUCUAAAAAUUGCUUUUUGUGUUCUGUUGAAGAAAGAAAGUCAUACACAUGGGAUGGCAUGAGGGUGAGUAAAUAAUGAGAAUUUUCAUUUUUGGGUGAACUGUUCCUUUUAAGAGAUUCCAAUUGUCUCUAAUGCACAACUUCUCUCUAUAUUUGAAUGUAUAAUGACAUCACAAACUUUACACACUGUUUUCAUAUUUAUUUGAUGUUCCAAGCUAAUGCUAUUUUUAUACUUCACAUUUGUUUACACGUAUGAUCAGUUUACAUGUUUCUUUUUCUAUUUAACACCUACAUACUUAUUUGGCAACAGUUAUAUUCAGUCGAUAACUCCUGAAGUUCUGUGCAUCAUCCAAUUUGCUCUGCUUUAAGUACAUGCGCCUUUUGUACCCAGUUUACAUUUAACAUGAAUGUCAAAUUAAAAAAAAUAUUUUUACUCUUA